UCGGAGUGUUGUUAUAUUGUAUUGGUCAGCUCUGACCAGCCCAAAAUGCUUCACAGAUUGUUGCCACAGGGGGCACUUUCCACUGACAUCCUUCUCGUUGAAAGAAUGACGUAGCUAAUUCCGUGCAGUUGUGCAUCAUGCCGAGGACGCGCGGGGUCAAGGCAGCGCUCCUGUGUUGGACUCUCCGCUCAGUUAAAAUUGCUUGGAGACCGACAGAAACAGUUUCACAAAUCGAUGUGUGUGCCACAAAUCUGGUCUCGUACCUGCAGCGAAUUCAUCUUACUGACACAUGUGAGCAAAGAAUACAGGAAUAAUCGAGGGAGACGCGUUGGUUUCUGGCUCGUUAAGUUGUUGUUUUUUUUACAGCGAGUGAAAAUCACUGCUGGUUACGACAUGUCGGGGAAAAUAGAGAGUAAGCAAGACUCGCAGCGCUCCCACCUCUCCUCCUUCACCAUGAAGCUGAUGGACAAGUUCCAUUCGCCCAAGGUCAAGAGGACGCCAUCGAAGAAGGGCAAGCAGUUGCAGGUCGAACCAGUGGUCAAGAACCAAGAGAAACCCGUCAACAAGAAGGUGAGUCGGCUGGAGGAGCAGGAGAAGGAGGUAGUGAGCGCGCUGCGCUACUUCAAGACCAUCGUGGACAAGAUGGUGGUGGAGAAGAAGGUGCUGGAGAUGCUGCCUGGCUCGGCCAGCAAGGUGCUGGAGGCCAUUCUACCUCUGGUGCAGGUGGAGGCCCGGAUAACACACAGUUCGGCUGUGUCGUCGUGUCACAACCGGGUGUACCAGAGCCUUGCCAACCUGAUCCGCUGGUCCGACCACGUCAUGCUGGACGGCAUCGACCUGGAUGACAAGGACAACGUGGUCACGGUCACCACAGUCAUCAAGGCCGUCCUGGAUGGGGUCAAGGAGCUGGUCAAACUCACCAUAGAGAAACAGGAGCAACCCUCCCCCACCACACCCAACAAACCCCCACCACCGCCUGUCACUACACCAGAGAGCAGGUCAGAGUUGCCACUGACAGAACGGGAGAGGGAGAUCCUGAGUAAGACCCCGCCCACCGAGGCUGUGACGGACAUGGCAGAGGAGGACAUAGCUCCGCCCAAACCCCCCCUCCCUGGCCUGAAGAUGGAUGCGCUCAGUCUUCCUCCAGCUUUGCCCCCAAAGAAGCGUCAGUCGGCCUCGUCGCCCACCCGGGUGGCAGUGGUGGCCCCCAUGAACCGCGGCUCCAGCCUGCCCUGCAGCGUCCACAGACAGCAGCAGGACUAUGAGCAGGAGUUCCUCCAGAGGCGUUUCUCAGGGGGCAGCCAGUCGUACGGGUGCGACUCUCCGCGCCUCUCGCCCUACAGCAGCAUGGGGAAGCUCAGCAGGUCUGAAGAGCAGCUCUGCUCCAUGGAACAGGACAGUGGACAGUGCUCCAGAAAUACUAGCUGUGAGACACUGGACAACACAGAGAGUUACGACCCCGACUAUGACUUUCUCCACCAGGACCUCGCUGUCUUCAUGGGGGACACCCACCUGCCCUCCACCGCCACCCCCUCAGGGGUCAUGUCCCUGUCCCCCCUCCCCGAGUCCCACAGUGAGUGCUCCUCCCCCGUCCCUCCUCACCCCCGGUUCAGGUCACCACCCGCCCCCCACCACCAACAACCCCACCCACCCCAGUCUGAGUACUGGACCCCUCAGCCCGGUUCCCACAUCAUCCCCUUACAACCAUCCCGCAUCAGUGCUCCUCCAGCAUUACCCCAGAAGAAGCGGCGCAGCUCCCAGGUUUCGCCCUAUCAGGACGGGUGUGGCUCCUCGGGGGGCCCCCUCAACGAGAGGUCCCCUUCCCAAUACAAUAACCUGUCGGAGGAGGAGCUGCUGCACCCCACGCCCCCCUUCCCCCUCUUCACGCCCAACUCGCCCAUGCCCCAGAGCAACGGGGGGGUGUUCGUGGCCCAGUACCUGGCUAGCGAGAACGCCGACCUGCCCUCUAGUCCACCUCCACUGCCUGAGAAGAGGAACAAGCACGUCCUGGCGUACAUGCAGUUUGUGGAGGACUACUCAGAGCCCCAGCCCUCAGUGUUCUACCAGACCCCACAGAAUGAGAGCAUCUAUGAGCAGAGGAACAAACGCUUCCAGGACGUCUACGGCCUCAACGACUCCUUCAGUAGCACCGACUCGGUCCACGAGCCCCUUCCCAUACCCCUCUUCCCGCCCCCCGCCCUGCCCCCCAAGCAGAGGCAGCUGAGCGCCGACGAGGGUGGCGAGGGCGAGUAUGUCAACCUGUACUCAUCCAGCCAGGCCAAUGGGGAGCUGGAGCUGCCUCCCUGCCUCAGACCAAUCGCUGCUGACGAUGUCAUUCAAGACCCCGCCCCACAAAUGCACUCCUCCAAUAGCAAGAAGGCUCUGGACAAGGACAGCAGGAGGCAGAAGUCUACAGACUCGGUCCAGAGCGAUGAGGAGGAAGUGGAUGAGCUCUCUCUCAUCGACCACAAGGAGAUCAUGUCCCGGAUAACACUCAAACAGGAGAAUGACGAUGGUCCUGAUGUGCGUGCUGGAUCAAGGGAUAUUCUGUUAGUCCACGCCACAGAGACAGACCGCAAAGAUCUGGUGUUGUACUGUGAGGUCUUCCUGACCACAUACAGGACCUUUAUCAGCCCAGAGGACCUCAUUAAGAAGCUCCACUACAGAUACACCAGGUUCUGUCACAGUCCAGACACGUUUAAGAAGCGGGUCAGCAAGAACACCUUCUUUGUGCUCGUUAGACUGGUGGACGAACUGUGUCUGGUGGAGUUAACAGAGGACAUCCUGAAGCAGCUGAUGGACCUGGUGUUCAGGCUGGUGUGUAACGGCGAGCUGAGUCUGGCCCGCGUGCUCCGCAAGAACAUCCUGGACAAGGUGGAGCAGAAGAAGCUGCUGCGCUGCACCAACUCGCUCAAGCCGCUGGCCGCCCGGGGCGUGUCCGCCAGGCCCGGAACGCUGCAUGACUUCCGCAGCCAUGAAAUCGCCGAUCAGCUCACGCUCCUGGAUGCAGAACUUUUCUACAACAUCGAGAUUCCUGAGGUGUUGCUUUGGGCCAAGGAACAGAACGAGGAAAAGAGUCCCAAUCUGACUCAGUUCACAGAGCACUUUAACAAUAUGAGCUACUGGGUGCGCUCUCUAAUCAUUCAGCAGGAGAAAGGCCAGGACAGAGAGAAGCUGCUCCUCAAGUUCAUUAAGAUCAUGAAGCACUUAAGAAAGUUGAACAAUUUCAACUCGUACUUGGCAAUACUGUCUGCCCUGGACUCAGCCCCCAUCCGCAGACUGGAGUGGCAGAAACAGACAUCAGAGGGAUUGGAGGAAUACUGCACUUUGAUUGACAGCUCGUCGUCUUUCCGAGCGUACCGGGCGGCUCUGGCCGACGUGGAGCCUCCAUGCAUCCCAUACCUCGGUCUAAUCCUGCAGGACCUGACCUUCGUCCACCUGGGGAACCCUGAUCUCAUCGAUGGGAAGGUCAACUUCUCUAAGCGCUGGCAGCAGUUCAACAUCCUGGACAGCAUGAGGCGCUUCCAGCAAAUGCAUUAUGAGCUGAAGCGCAAUGACGACAUUGUGUGCUUCUUCAACGACUUCAGCGACCACCUGGCCGAGGAGGCGCUGUGGGAGCUCUCGCUGAAGAUCAAGCCUCGAAACAUCACCCGGAGGCGGACAGAGCGUGAAGAGAAGACCUAGGGGAUGUAGGGGCACGGCGUGGUGCCCAAACCCGGGACCAGGUCCCGCUGAGGGACCUCCACUGUGCUACAGACACUAACUCCACUUUACUAUGGACGGACAGACGGACGGGAUAGAUGGAUGGACACAAUCAGUUGGACCUAACUAACAUGGGAAGAGUGACUGACUAGGGCCGGACCAGAGCACAUACAGUAGGCUAGUAGGGAGGAAAAGACUGGUUUAAAAUGACUCUGCACUGCUCUGCUACACUGGGAUAUUAUGGGGGGUUUUAUGAUUGACAUGGGAUUCUCUCCACCCUGAACUGCUGUUGGCAGGGGAGAAACUCCUAGCCAAUGGGAGGAGAGGAGAAAGACUUGUAUAAAGGAUGUUAUGUAAGGAGGAUGUGGAGAUACCGCUCACUGUCCUCUCCCAUUUUAGUGUGUAAGUGUGAGGUGAAAGCUCCUCUACACCCUGAUACCAACACCCUAUUCCCUUCUCUUCCUCCCUACAUAGUGUGUGCCACCAUUGGGUCAGCCCCUACUGCCCCCUUCCCCUGACUUAACUUCCCUCCAACAUUGAAGGAAGAUAAAGUUCCUUGUAUCCAUGGAAUCCUCAGUAUUCUGGACUGCAGUCUAGGGAAUGGGAAUCUGAGGGUUGGUAGAGGUGGACUGGACUUGUAGCAAGAGUGUAUUUUUGUUAUUAUUAAUCAUGUGUGGUUGUGAUGUAUUAUACAGUGCUCCUUUUGUUCUUAAAAAGGAUGUUUAUUAUGCUAUUAAGAGAAGUGCUUAGCUUCUACCCAAGUGCCAUAAUAAUGUGCACUCUAAAAAGCAACGCAACAAAAAAAAGACCCAAAAAGUGACUAAAGAUGCUGUGAUCUAUGUACGUCAUAGUCAAUCAUUGUGUGCCAUGUUUGAGUGAGAGAACUGCCAGGCAAUCAGAAGUGUGUGUGUGUGUGUGUGUGUGUGUGUGUGUGUGUGUGUGUGUGUGUGUGUGUGUGUGUGUGUGUGUGUGAUCUGUGUUUGUCUGUCCAUUGUGUGCUGUAGUUCUUCAUUCUGAUUCCUUUGGAAUAAUCCUGUCAUCCUCAUCACACUAUGCAAUAAAACUGCUCAGUUUCUAUA
Molecule: messenger RNA, 4781 nt
Organism: Salmo salar (Atlantic salmon)
Lineage: Eukaryota; Metazoa; Chordata; Actinopteri; Salmoniformes; Salmonidae
Gene: rapgef1b
Product: Rap guanine nucleotide exchange factor (GEF) 1b
Biological process (GO): Ras protein signal transduction
Cellular component (GO): plasma membrane
Molecular function (GO): guanyl-nucleotide exchange factor activity
Source: RefSeq, a predicted model, not a curated record